UUGUUUUACAAUUUGCGAUGCUCAUCAGAGGUCAAUGGAAGAAGAAAAAAAAGAACAUGUUGAGAAGGCAGGGGAUUUACUGAAAUGGGUGUCAAACCUCAGCAAGACACUCAGCAAAGAAGGAGGAGAAAAGGCUGAAAAGACAGAUUUGCCUAAGCAGCAGAUUUCCCUUGAAGAAAUGUCAGCUAAGAAAGAACAAAUAGCUGAAGCUCUGCAGACUACUCAGGCAUUUUUAGCUAAACACAGUGACAAAAUGACAGAUGAAGAGAAAGGUGAAAUGGAAAAACAAGUCAAAUCCCUCCAGGAGAGCUACAGUUUGUUAGCCAAUGAAGCAUUGAAGCAGCUGCAGGAAGCACACUAUUUGGAUGAUGAAAAGAUGGAAGAAAAGGUGCAUAAAGUCAUUGCUGGUAUCAUUGACCAAACGACUGGAGAAGUCCAUUCCAUUUUUCAGUCUAUUCUAAAAGGUUUUAUUGACUAUGACACUGGAGUUAGGUUGCUCGAGAAUCAGCUGAUCCUUACUGGAAUAAUUUCUCCAGAAUUAGGAAAAUGUUAUGAUUUGGAAGAAGCUAAAGCUUGUGCCCUAAUUGAUGACCAGACUCUAUUGCAGUUGCAGGAAUUAAAUAAUGCAAAGAAGCUUAUUUCAGAGUCAACAUUAUCAAAUCUUCCAGUUGUAUCAGCUUUAGAACAAGGUCUAAUUUCAGAACCCUUGGCUAUUAAAAUUCUUGAGAAUCAGCUUUCAAGUGGGCACUUGAUUUUGCCAUCUACUGGAGAGCAUCUGACUUUGCAGAAUGCUUUCCAGAGAAACCUGAUUUCUCCAACAUUAUAUGCAAAACUUCUGGAAAGGCAGGACACUUGUAAAGAUCUCAUAGACCCUAACUGUGCUGAAAAGAUUUCCCUUGAACAGAUGCUUCAUAGAAGCAUAAUACAUAAUGAAACAGGGUUAAGACUCCUACCAGUGAAACCACAAGAAAAAGGUAGAAUCAUACUCAAAUGUGGAAGGAAAAUAACUAUUUUGAGGGCAGCCCAUGAAGGACUCAUUGACAGGGAAACAAUGUUUAGGCUGCUGGGGGCUCAGAUAAUAUCUGGAGGUAUAAUUGACCCUGAGUCAGGGAAACAAAUGACUGUGGAAGAGGCCGUGAGUCAAGGGAUUAUAGGUCAGGACACUGCUUGUGGAAUCUUCACACAUCAGGUUCAAACUGGUGGAAUCCUUUGUCCAAAUUCUGGGCAACGCUUGACUGUUGAUGAAGCUAUACAGUGCAAUUUAAUAUCAUCUACCAGUGCACUCCUGGUGUUAGAAGCACAGAGAGGCUUUGUUGGACUAAUAUGGCCUGACACAGGUGAAAUAUUCCCCAUAUCAACAUCUUUGCACCAAGAAAUGAUAACAAGUGAGCUGGCAUUCAAAAUACUAAGUGAUAGGCAGAAAAUAGCUGCACUUUACAUUCCAGAAACUUGUGAAGUACUCAGUCUAGACAAGGCUGCACAAUCAGGGUUAAUAGACAUCAAUAGCAUAUCUAUUCUGAACAGUGUGAUUUUACCAGAUAAAAUGCCCAGUGUAGAAGAAUUAGAAUCCCCUUGUAAAAAUUCUGCAAAAUGGUUAUCAUCAUAUGAAGUCCUAUCAUCUUUAUUUCAUGACUGUGAGGAGGAACAUGAAGACUCUGGUACAGAAGACCCUGCAUGUCAUAAUUCAGACCAAGCUAAGAAAUUGUUCAUAUCUUAUCUGAUGGUGAAUAGCUAUAUGGAUGCAAACACUGGAGGAAGACUUCUGUUAUAUGAUGGACAAUUGCAGGAAGCCAUCAAUAUGUUUCUGGAAGGGAAUAGUUCUGCAUACACUACUGAUGUGCCAGAAAUGGCUUUCAGCAACAAACACAUAAGUCCGAAAGGAAUUAAUCUAAAGUCAGCUGGCGAUGUCCACUUCAGUAAUACUAUAGGCAGUGUUCAAGGUGGCCCUUCAGGAGCUGAAAAUACCUCUGAUUACAAGAAUUUAAUUCAGUUUGAAGAUUUGGAGAAUUAUACAUGUUCACAGAGAAAAGAUAUAUGUAGAUCAGAUGUUUGCAGCGAUAGUGGUACUGAACAAUCACAGUUUACUGUGGAGAUGAUGCUAAGUAAACCUGCAGAACUUAAAAAUGUAGAAAGUAACACUCAAAAUUUCAGACACAGAAAUGCACUUGAGAGUCUUUUGGAGGAUUCUGAGUGGACACCACUAGAGGUGGAUAAGCAUAAUGAUCAGAAGGCAAAUUCAAGAAACACUGAAGGAGUUUUUCCAAAUGACUCAAAUCUAAAUCUUAUGUCAGAUACAGGAAAAGAAGAAAUUGUUAUGACAGAUAAUCUGAGUAAGGAAAACAGAAAUGAUAAAACCUUAGACAAUUCCUUGAGUGUGAAUGACUUGUCAGAUAAUGAAAUCUGGACAGACCUGGAAAAGACCUUCACAAAAUACGAGCCUCAUAUAUUGCAACCUGACAGUUAUAGAAUGGCACUGGGUAAUGUUGAGAAAGAUGAUUUUCAGGGAAGUUUUGGUUCAUCCUUCAACAUGGAUAAUGAAUACAGAAUUCCAGAAGAAUCAGAUAGUCAGUGUGGUGACACACUGCAAUUUGAAGGUAAUGGAUAUAGUGAUCAACCUCUGCUGGACUCCACUGAUGUACAUAACAGGCCAUCUCUAGAGAGCUGUCCAUAUAGACAUAGCAGUCAGUCUUUGGAUGAUAGUACUGAUUUCCAGAGUGAACUAUGUCUAGAAGACAGUAGAGAAAUACAGUGGAGGCCUUUGUUGGAGGCCAGUACUGUUACACAUGAUGUUACACCUGAGGGGGUCAGUGACAGCAUGGCACAAAGCAUAUCAGUAGAAGAAAACAACCUUGUGUUUGACAAGUUAUUACCUGGGGACAGUAGUUCUGACUCAUCACUAGAAGGGAGUGAUAGCAUCCCACAGGUUGAAAGUAGCUGCUCACAGCAUGAAUGUGGUGAGGCAGACUCAGAAGAGGACAGCUCGCAGUUUGAUGAUGAUGAUGACGAUGCCUAUGAAACUCCUCAGGUUGAUGAUGAUGACAGUGAUGUCUAUAGUACUCCACAAUUUGAUGACGAUGAUUCCUAUGACACCCCUCAAGAUGAUGAUGAUGAUUUUGGUACCUUACAGCUGGAGGAUGAUGAUACACCAGAGCCAGAGAAUGUUCCGUUAGGUUUUCUAGAGGAGAGAGGUGGUCUGAUAGUCCUGAGAGAAGAGAACAGCUCUUAUGAGGAACUUCCAACUAAUGCUGGAGAGAAUGUCCAUUAUAUUAGAGAUAUAAAUCAGACAGCUCUAACUGCAAGUGCUGAAACUUUGGAAACAGUCCCUGAAGAGGAAAGGGAAAGAACAAGGAACUUUGAAGAGGAACAAAAAUUACCAGUUACUAUGGGCAGUGGAGAAAUAAGGGAGGGAUGCUCUACUUCUUUUCUGAAGAGGUAUGAAACAAAAACGCAGCGAGACAGAAAUGAAGAAGAUGAAAUGAAAGCAGCAAGUGACUGCUAUGAGUACGAAUCAGAAGGAACACAGGAGGAGGAAGACUAUGAUUAUGACUAUCUGGAUUAUGAUAGUUAUGAUGACUCUGAUUCUGAGUCUGACAGUGAAGAGGAAAUGGAUACUUUUUACUCACAUCAUCAGUGUAAAAGCAGAGAGGACCAGAUGUUAAUUCCUGCAGGGGACAUAGAAAAUAGUGAGGAAAAUAAUCAGAAUAUUGAUGAGUAUUGCUAUUCUUUGGGCCAUGAGACAGAGUAUAAUUUGCAAUUCCAGUCUAAUCAUGGAAAUGGAGAACUAUCUUUGGGAAAAUCUGAAACUGCAUCAGAUAUCUAUGAGAAAAGAUGUGUUGAUCUUACAUGUACAGGCAAAAAAGAAAGGGAACAAAAACCAGAAAAUGACUACGGAACUUUUACCAAAAAUGAAAACAUGUCAGAAGAUACUACUGAACAUAUUCAGUCUGAAAAUACCUUUGACACCAAAUGUAUAUCCUGUAAGAGUGAAGAAAAUAAUAAAACACACUUUCUUGAUGAUACUAUGAUAUCUGACAUUAGAGUAACACCCUUCCUAAUUACAAAGCAAGCUACUGGAGAUGAUGAAAAUGCUAAGACAGAUUUGCUUCUAUCAGAACACUUUAUUCACAGCAUGAAUGAAAGCUGUAGUACUGUGCCAAUCUUACAUUUAGAUCAUGGGCAAAGACAAAAAGAAGCAGUAUUUGCAGAGGAAAAACCAUUAAAUGAUGUGGCUGGUUUGGAACAACUAAAGACAAGUUCAUCCCAAAAGGACAGUAAAUUCCUCACAGAUAUGCAUUAUGCCAGUGAUGGUGUUAGUUCACUUUGUGACCAAGUACAUCCAAUUACUGACAAGAAGCACGAUCAAAUAAGAAGAGAUUUUGAAACUCUGGCAGAAAAUGGAGUAAAUAUUAAAAAGGAAUGUGGUGUCAUGGAGCUAACUAAAAGUCCUAUUCAUAUGGAAAGCCUUGGGGAAAUAUUUGAUGCAUCAACAGUUAAAGCUGAUACAGAAAUUGUUUCAAAUAAUGAGAAAGUAAAUAUUGGUCAAACUUGGCCUGACGUUGAAGGUGGUGUGAUAUCAGCUGAAUUUAAGAGAGAUUUUAAUAUUUCAUCUUCUCUGGAACAAUGUACAACAAGCUUAAAAGGAGAAAACAAUUCAGAAUUGGAUAAAACUGAAUCCUGUUGCCUUAAGGACAUAGAACAGGUGAAAAAUAGUAUACAGAAUGAAAAAGAAUUUCUGCUUAAUAUGGAAGAAGUACAUUCAAGAGAAUUUAAUACUUACUCCUUCCCCCCAACUGUUACAGUGAAGCCAAAGGAAAUUACCAUGACUAAAGAGACAUUUGUCUGUCAAAGUGACAAUGUUCUUAAAGACCUUUCAGAAAAUAAGGACAGCAAUGGUGAUGAAUUUACCCUCAUAAAAGCAGGUGCCUCAGGAAGCACUGAGGAUGCAAAAGAAUCGGGGGAUGAGAUUGAAGCGCUGCCUUCUGGGAAUCAUACACAUACAUAUACCACUGAUCUUUCUUCUGCAAUUUUGAGCAGCAUAGAGGCUGACUGGAAUAAUGUUGCCCAGAAAGAAUCUGAAGCACUGAAAAACACAAAGGGAGAGAAGUUCAUGGCCAGCGAGACUUCUUCCUUUGAAAAUGGUUUCAAAAAACAAUUAUGCACGGAAUCAUUACAAAACAAAAUGGGAUCUUCCAAAGAUUUUCAAGUAAAGAAAGGUUUUUCACAGUCACCAGAAAUGCCUGACACACUAAUGGAAGACUUAAAGAAUAUAUUACAAAGGAAAUUAAAAUUGGGACAUACUUACUGCAAGGAGGAAGGUGAACCACUAAGUUACUCUGAUACCAAAAUUCUGAUGCAAAAUUUACUUAGAAUGGUUGGAAGCACCCAGCUUGGAAGCAACGUGUUCAAUGAGUCACAACUCAAGCAAGCAAGUAGUACUGUUAGAGAGGCAUUAAUGGAUACCACACUGUGCACAGACACAAAGGACAGUGAUGCAAUUUCAUUGCUUUGGCCUGAUUGCAGGAGUCCCGAUCUUCUUCGUGAUAUUCUGAAGCAGGAAUUCUGUAACCAAAAGAUGAGUGAUCCAGAUGAAAUGAAGAGUCAAAUAGAACAAGAGGUGAAAACUCCUACUGCAAAUCUUAUGGCUUCUGAACUUAUGAAAAUUUUUAAAAUGUCAUCUGGAGAUGAAAGUAAGAGGAAAUUAGAGGAGCUGAUAAGUAGUUUGCUUACGAGCUCACAGGGUGCUGACAUCACCAUAGCACAUGAAGGUAAAGGCAGAGUAGGUAGGCUUUGUGCUCUUUUCUCAACAGAACAGUCAGAAUUUGGAUCAGAAAUUCCUAAAGAGAAAACAUUGGCAGAUGACACAGCUGAUGCUUGGAAAAGUGACCAGGAGCAUGAGAAGACAGACAGCCUUUUCAGAGGCUUUACUGGGCCUGCUUACACAACAAAAACACUCCUGGAUGACAACUCCACUAGCAAGGUUGAUGGAGAACAGGAAUGUUUAAAGUUAAGAGAAAAAAUGCAAGAGCAUUUGGCAGUGCUUCAAGAGGUGAAAAGACACCUAGAAAACCAGAAACCUAUUAGUAGCAACCUGGAAGUACUAAAAGAACAAUUAGAACAACUAGAGUCAUUUGAAUCAGGAUUGGCUACCUUUGCAAUUAUCCUAAAAAAGGACAUGAAGUUGACAGAAGAAUUCUUAAAGUUUCAUCACAGAGAUAUUCCUGAAGAGAAACUUAAAGAGCUAAAGAUAAGCUAUGACUGUUUGCAGGAAGCAUUUUUGAUGGUCUGUGAUACAUCUUCAAAACGAGCAAAACAAAUAGUCUGUUCUGUUGACUUGGAAAUGUCUAAGCUUGCAGAAUUACACCAGCAACUUUUAAGCAAACUCCAGACAUUUUCAGACUGGAUCACAGAACAUAAUAAAAUCAUGAAUGACUUCAGAAUGAAUACCAAUGACAUAGAAGAUAUGAAGCAAAACUUAAAGCUACUCAAAAACACUGCUGCAGAGGUUGCUCGUACAAAAAUGCAACUGGAGUCCACUGCAUUUGAUGUUCAGUUCUUCAUUUCUGAACACGCCCAGGAUCUUUCUCCCAAUCAGAGCAAACAGCUUCUGAGGCUCUUAAAUACCAUUCAGAAAUCUUUUCAGGAAGUGCAGGAAACUGUAACAUCUCAAGUGGAGAGUUUAGAGACUGAGUUACAGGCAGCGCAAGAGCUGGGUGAUCAGAAGGUUUGCUUUCCUGUGUAAAUGUGUGCUGUUUUUGUCUAUGGGUGAGGAAUUUUAAUACCAGCAGGUAGUAUUAACUGUAUUCCUACCUUCUCAGUUUCACUUCAGAUACAUUCAUUGUUCUACAAAGAUUGCAUUGAUCUAAUGUGGCCCCGUUUUAAACACUGGAUGCAGGUUUGGGUACCACAAUAUAAGAAGUACGUAAAACUGUUAGAGAGCAUCCUAAGGAAUGUUACAAACAUGGUGAAGGGCCUCAAGGGCAAGGUAUAUGAGGAGUGCUGAGGUCCUUGGUGUGUUCAGCUCAGAACAGAGGAGCUGAGGGGAGGUCUGAUGGUGGCUGCAGCUCCACACAGGGGAGCGGAGGGGCAGCGCU
Meleagris gallopavo (turkey) is the source of this 7091-nucleotide messenger RNA. NCBI's taxonomy places the organism in Eukaryota, Metazoa, Chordata, Aves, Galliformes, Phasianidae. The record is from RefSeq and is a predicted model, not a curated record.